This is a messenger RNA of Eucalyptus grandis, 2009 nucleotides long. Its product is annotated as probable LRR receptor-like serine/threonine-protein kinase At3g47570. Gene Ontology annotation, biological process: protein phosphorylation. NCBI's taxonomy places the organism in Eukaryota, Viridiplantae, Streptophyta, Magnoliopsida, Myrtales, Myrtaceae. The record is from RefSeq and is a predicted model, not a curated record. Gene Ontology annotation, molecular function: ATP binding; protein kinase activity; protein binding. Bases 1 to 1998 code for a protein of 665 amino acids. The transcript has 5 exons.
AUGAAACUCGCGGGCAUUAGUUUUGCAGAGUUUCCAUCAUGCCUUGUGCUUCUCUAUAUUGCUCUUGCACUUUUCUUUAACCAAGUCUCUUCCACUACCAAUGAAACAGAUAAACUCGCACUUCUCGCAUUUAAGGCUGGUUGCUUGGACUUGUUCGCACUCACAGUUGCACGUAAUGAGCUAACUGGAGAAAUUCCUAGGAAGCUCAGUUCAUUGACGAAGCUCCAGAUUUUCGGGUACAAUUCCACCUUCCUUAUUCAACCUCUCUUCACUAAUUACAUUUUGGGUUGCAAACAACCAGAUACAGGGGACUCUUCCAACAGGAAAUCACCAUCAUUGGGAAAUUUGUAUAAGCUUACUUCGUUUGUAAUGUCUGAAAAUCAACUUGGAAGUGGAAAACCUGAAGACUUGAGCUUCCUUUGCUCAUUAACUAACAACACCAAAUUAGAGGAAGUGGAAAUCAGCUUGAACAAGUUUGGUGGGGUGUUACCUAAAUGCCUAGGUGUUAUCCCCUCAAAUUUGGGGAAUCUACAAAAUCUAAAGGUGUUGCAGUUGAGUCAAAACAACUUCAGAGGGACUAUCCCAUCUUCAUUGGGAAAUCUAACCAAGAUGAUACAAUUAGAUCUUAAUGACAACAACUUUCAUGGGCAAAUUCCUUCACGUCUAUCAAAUUGCCGGUCUCUUAUUGGACUUGAUCUAUCUUAUAAUAAUCUUAGUGGUGCCAUACCCCCACAUCUUAUCGGUCUCUCAUCAUUAGCCAUCCUUUUGUAUUUGUCUCAUAACUAUCUAACUGGGAUUCUACCCACAGAAGUUGGCAACUUGAGAGCUUUGAGCGUGUUGGACAUAUCUAACAAUUUGUUGGUAGGUGAAAUCCCAAAUAGUUUAGGUGAUUGCACUUCGUUGGCAUCAUUGAGGAUGGAAGGCAACUUCUUCCACGGGUCAAUUCCACAAUCAAUCAAAUCGUUAGGAGGCAUCCAAGAACUAGAUCUUUCACGCAACAAUUUGUCAGGUCAGAUUCCAGAAUUCUUAGCAGUAUUUCAAUCCUUAAAACGUCUGAAUCUAUCAUACAAUAAGUUUGAAGGUAUGCUACCAUGUGAAGGAGUCUUUAAGAAUGCUACCAGUACUUCCAUUGUUGGGAACAAUGAGGUUUGUGGCGGAUUGCCCGAAUUUCAUCUCCCCAACUGCAUUUCCAAAAUCCACAAAAGCAGAAAGAUCAAUAUAGUGAUAGUUGUCGCUUCUAUCAUUUAUGGAGUUGUUGGAAUGGCUCUUAUUGUAGUUUUUAUAUAUCGUUGUUGGGUGAAGAAGAAAGUAAAUGAACCAAUUUCAAGUUCAAUGGAUGAUUCACAUUUGAAUGUAUCUUACGGGACACUCUUAGAAGCAACUGAAGGUUUUUCUUCGGCAAAUUUGAUCGGUGUUGGAGGCUUUGGUUCUGUUUAUAGGGGGAUACUCAAGGACAAUGGAAUGGUUGUUGCUGUGAAGGUGCUUCAUUUAGUCCGUCGUGGUGCUCUGAAUAGCUUUAUAGUUGAGUGUGAGGCACUAAAGAACAUCAAACAUCGAAAUCUUUUGAAGAUACUUACAGUUUGCUCUAGUAGUGAUUACCAGGGAAAUGAUUUUAAGGCCCUAGUCUACGAAUUCAUGGACAAUGGAAGCUUGGAACAAUGUUUACACUCAUACGCAACAUCAUCUCAUGGGAAUAUGUUUUCGAAAAAGUUGAAUUUCAUAUGGAGGAUAAAUAUUGCAAUCGAUGUGGCUUCUGCACUAGAUUAUCUUCAUCACCAGUGCCACAUUCCCAUCGUUCAUUGUGAUUUAAAGCCAAGCAAUAUCCUCUUAGAUGCUGAGAUGGUCGCACAUGUUGGUGACUUUGGAUUGGUGAAAUUCCUUCAUGAAUCAUCCCUUGAUACUAUAGAUAAUCAUAUGAGCUCAAUGGGUCUUAGAGGGACAUUGGGUUAUGCUCCACCAGGUUCUCUCUCUCUCUCUCUCUCUCUCUCUCUCUCAUGACAACUCUUAUA